Blastomyces dermatitidis ER-3 is the source of this 2366-nucleotide messenger RNA. RefSeq lists its product as uncharacterized. The record is from RefSeq and is a predicted model, not a curated record. The transcript is spliced from 3 exons. The coding region runs from base 519 to 1889 and encodes 456 amino acids. Lineage: Eukaryota; Fungi; Ascomycota; Eurotiomycetes; Onygenales; Ajellomycetaceae.
CUCAGAAGAGCCAUCUCUCAUAGCCAGACUGGUAUUAUCAUGGGCCUUCCAUGGACAGCGCUUUUAUCACUAUGCUAUCCACCCCAUCUAGGUCCCAUCUCAUGUUCUGUGGAUAUCUAGCGAGCGACAAGCUUCUACAUAUCGACCACCAUGAUCGGAAUAUCGACCCUACACCAAGGGUAUAUUAGUAUGAUGACAUGCUUCAGCAUCUAAUUCAUAUUUAUUAACUUACCAGAGUUUGAUCCAUGCGCCACCUCUGCCAGAAUCCCCUCCUGGAAUUCCUAGGUGUUUUGUCCCUUCCCAACCCCAAUAAAUAAAUCCAUUGAUUUGUUUACAAGAUGGUAAAUAUUGAUGCCGUCAAAGUUCAUUAGAUCAAACGAAAGCCUGUAUAAAUUCACUAUCUGCGCUACCAGCUGCCCCUGCGAAUUAAAUAGCUGUCUUAUUUAUUCCGGUUAUCUGAUCUACACUCAGCCAGUCAGUAACAUAACAUUUGAGUGAUCUGUUGAGAGUCAAUUUGAAUGGAUUUGCAUCCAAAAUUAAUGGACGAGCAUCGUGAUCACCAUAAUAAAAAUCAGCCAGAGGGGGAUAAUGCAUCCAUUCCUCAAGCAUGGGGAAAAACUCCGCCAAAUACAGGCCGGAAGAGGGAAUCCCGAGCGCUAUUAGCGAGAUCAGUUCCCUCUCCUAGCCACUCAGUUCACAUGAGGAAAAUCUUCCAGAAUGCCAGCACGUCUCUGCAUUCAACUGGACAUGUGUUAGGGUCCCCAUCUUUACGGAGAGCAAACUCUCCAAGCGGGCAGAAGCCGGAUAUUCACUGUACCAAUACCAACAAAAUCCCGGGGAGACCAUCGGAAGACAAUCAUUUUUCAUUUACUGAUCAACUGCCUUCGCCGUUACUGCUGCACCCAGUAGUGUCUCCAAAUGGAUCGCGAUGGACAAUGGUACCUAUGGCGGAUGAGCCUAUCAGCAGCGGAUUCCAUUCUCCGUCAUUUCCUAACCGGAGAAUCACUCCAGAGUUAUCCAAUUCGCAAUAUCUAAACCGAAGUAAGCCGAAAAGAGUACCUCUGCCUCCCUAUCAGAAGAAAAGUCCUCAAAUGAGCCUGGACGAAGCAAAACUUGCUCAACGUUUCCAAGACACUUCCAUCUCUGAUGUCCAAUCCUGGCUUGAUGGGUUAUACGACGAACCUUCAAGUAACAUGCACGAAUAUGACGACUUUCCGUCCAUCAGCAAGGCGAAAAAGGAAGAAGCCGUUCUUGGCUACAAUUUUCCGGAAUCCCAAUUGGCCACUGGCCAUCACUACACUUCUCUCCUCAAAAGCGAUAAGGAAAACAUGUCACCUUCACCAUCUAACUGUGGGGCCAGGUUCCCGAACCAACAUUCUUCCCUACCGUGUAAAGGUUCCGACAUUGCGUUAUCGAUGGAGGCUUCCCCCUCCGCUUCCGCCCAGGCACACAGAUCUAAAUUUAAUCCUUCAACUCCUGUUCUGGUACGCAAACCUCACAAAUGUUACACUUCUCCAAGGUCUCAGAGACGCGGACAGAUCUCUCCCACCCUCCCGCGGAGCCACUUUAUGCUGCCACCACGGCGAAAAAAAAUCAGAUCAUCUUCGAGCUCGCUGCCCCAGCGAUCGCCUCCGGCGUAUGGUCGCGCGCCGCCAUUCGAGGUUGCAGAAGAUGAAAUUCACGACUUUCCAGAACAGCGUCCAAGAACAAGCUAUCAAGAGCAGAUGGUCCUACUGCCCGGAUUAAGUGAUUUGAGCCCUCAUGUGACGCCAUUCCGCAAAGGUAAAGGCCCGAAAAGGCCAAGAUGUCCCAGUUACUACGAUGAAGAUUUACUACAGGAUACACAACCCGAAGGAAAAAAGGGGCCGCUUCGAAAUCACCAAGGAUGAGCGAGGAUGGAUAUAGUGUCCCACGUGUGGAUAUUCAAGAUAUGUGCUCUCGGGAUGAGCCAAGUGGCGCCAACCACGGUUAAUAGGCUUGAAAUUCAAAGAAUCACACCUCACCGUGUCCUCGUUAUAAGAAGAGCAUUUGUUCCCACUUCAAAAACACCAACUCAUGGCCUUCAAAUUAAAAAUAUCACAUCCCCCUAUCUAAAGAGCUAUGUUAUAUUCCAAACGCCUCUUUCUUCAGCCUUAGACGUGUAUCAUUUGCAAAUGCAAGUCCUUUCUUCUGACUCCGUCCAUUAUAUUUCUCUUAAAUUGUUCUCUCUGACUAUGUCUGUGGUGUUCAAAUUAGUGUUUCUCUAAUAUCAUGACAUCAUCGUGCCUACAUUAUAAUUUGAUUAUCAACGUAAACGUCAACUUUAGCUACUUACUCUUCCGCCAGGAAGGACAGACAUAUAUCAUUGAAAAACCACAAUGACACCC